UACGCCGCCGGUUUUUUCGGAUCUUAGUGCAUUAUGUUAUAGCGUAUCAAAACGACUGAAUAUUUUUUAAGUCUGUUAAAACCAACAGAAUUUUUAUGAAUUCGGUGCUAACCUAUAUUGUUGAUGCGCCUGAGCCAACUGUACCAGUCACAGAGCCCAAAUCGGUCCUAGUAAUGAGAAAAUUUUUCACUAGAGUCUGGUGCCCUAAUUCUGCCGGAAAAAAACAUCUUUAGUAUUUCACUUAUGAUUCGAGUUAUAUUCGUCGUGCAGUAAUAUUUUUUUCUUUGCGGAAUAGAGCAAACAUUUCUCUAUCGAUUGAUAUAAAAUUAGUUAAAAAAGACUUUAUCAGUCAUUAAGGAGAAGCGUGAAAACACGGGCAGGGUCAGAUUUAAUCGAUUUUUCGUCCGUUUCUAAUUCAGCCGCUCCAUGUAAUGUUUUUUCCUAAUUCUGCCGAUUACAUGGAUAAUUGCAUUAAAUUUUAGAGUAAGCUCAUUAUUUUUACUAAAUCGAUUGAAUAUUGAUUUGAAAAAUAUACCAUUCGAUUCGUCUCGUCGUGGAGAAUUGACUAGUAUGUUUUUAAACAGAUUUAGAUCAGUCUUAUAUAAUUUUCACAAAAGAAAAAAUAGAUAGAGUUCAUCACUUGAAAUUCUGAUUGAAUGACUUUUUAAUGUCUGCUUGGGUUAACAAGAUUUACUUAUUUAAGUUUGAUUUUCUAUAAAAAUAUACAAUUUAAAUACACUUGAGAGAGAGAACGAUAUGCUAUAUGUGUGAUUCUUUCUAUAGAAUAAUUUUCCAGUAUAGAAACAACUUAUUCUGAGGAGUUGCUAGAAAAAAGAAUGAUUUAUUCAAAGAAUUUUGCUCGAUACUUUCGAAACUAUUUCAUAUACUAGCUAUACUCGAGAGAAAGAGAGAGAUCUCCUUUUAUUCUUACGCUUCUCUUCUAGUUAAUAUUCCUGCUAAUGCUACAUGGGCACAGAAAGGUGUGACUAUUGCUGGAGGUAACGGGCAAGGUGGUGCCACUGAUCAACUCAACUACCAUUUUGGUCUCUUCGUUGAUGAUGAUCAAACAGUGGUUAUUGCUGACUACAUGAAUCAUCGUAUCAUGCAAUGGAAGAACGGUGAUACAACGAAUGCACAAGUUGUUGCUGGUGACAAAGGCCAAGGAGAUGGAUCACAUCAAUUGUAUUGUCCAAGUGAUGUAUUAAUUGACAAAGAGACGGAUAGUCUCAUUAUUUGUGAUGCAGGGAAUCGAAGAGUUGUACGAUGGUCUCGUCGUAGUGGCACAACACAAGGUGAAAUACUCAUCGACAAGAUCGACUGUUGGGGAUUGGCUAUGGAUGAACAGAGAUAUCUCUACGUUUCUGACACCGAAAAACAUGAAGUAACACGAUAUCAAUUGGGUGAGAAGAAUGGCAUUCUCGUAGCUGGUGGUAAUGAUCAAGGUGAUGGUCUUAAUCAACUCAACGUGCCAACAUAUCUCUUUGUCGAUCGACAACAGACUGUCUACGUAUCAGACAGAAAUAAUCAUCGCGUAAUGAAAUGGAAUAAAGGUGCAAAAGAAGGUAUUGUGGUCGCUGGAGGACAA
Rotaria socialis is the source of this 1585-nucleotide messenger RNA. The record is from the annotation of a GenBank genome assembly. Lineage: Eukaryota; Metazoa; Rotifera; Eurotatoria; Philodinida; Philodinidae.